CUGAAAACGGUCCACGGCGGCUCAACGCAAAAGGACAACAAACACCGUCGGACAAAACACAAGACACAAGCACCAAAAAAAACAGACGUGUGCCAACAAUGGCGCCAUCUUGAAAUCUAUUGAGAUGGUCAUGAGAUCAUCACCAAAUGGUGACUUCGGGAUAUACAGUCAAGAUGUUACUGAGAUAUUGAUUGGCAAAAUUGGGAGACAAAGAUUUGAUGGGGAUAUUAUUUUCAUGAUUUGUGUGCGGUCGAGGACCCAAAAGCGGGGAGGCUGGAGAAGCGUACUAAGCAAAAUCUAUUCACGAAAAAUACUUGCAGGGGCACACUCUGCGGCGGCCGCAGGACCUGCACCAUUGGGAACAAAGACGGGUGGCGGCCGCAGGACGUGCGCCGCCAUUCCAGGAACAGGUGAUGGCUGUGAGAUGUGCACCGCUGGAGCCCGAGGGUUGCGGGAUCAAUCCUCCGGUCCUGCGGGUGCCAUUUUUCGUCGGAUUGUUCGGUCAAAGGUUGCGCGUGUUCGAGUCCCCGAAAUCCGGGAGGUCGGAGAUAUCGAUGGAAUGACAUAUGGAUGAGCCGUUACUUCCAUCGUGCUGGUACGUCACAGAGAUAAGUCCGAUGCUGGGGAAAUAUUCGAUUAAAGCUGCUCGAGACAUGAUUGGUAAUAGUGAGAUGCCGGUGAGUGAGGUGGUCAUCGCAUAUGAGUGUGGUUAAGAUCAUGACCGAGAUCGUCGUGAGAUACUCAUGAGACCAGUCGGCCAGCCGGGAGGCCGACUUUGGAACUUCUUGGGUGACUUUGGGCUCAUCCAACUGGAGCAAGGUGAGGAUGACGAUGAAGGUCUGCGAGCCUCCUGCUGCAGGUCUCGGCUGUGACGUGACCCGCUCGGCCGCGCGCGCGCACGCAGCCGGCGCGUUGCCGCUUGGACGUAUGCGCGCACCGCCGCCGCCGCAGCAGCAGCAGACGGGAGUCGAGUGGCUGUGCGCGGCGUCGCAAGGGGAUCUUUUUCUCCCCGCAGGAGCUUCUCAUCCCACUUUGGACUGCUUUGGCGUGUGUGAGAGUGUUGAUGGAGAAUGUUCCGGAAGGGAAUCGAGCCACUUUGGGCACUUUUUUUGUGUGCGUGUUAGGGGUGCGUGUGUUUGUUUGGGGUUUUUUUUUUUCCUUUUCUCUGAAGCACUUUUCCCACUCCUGGUGCACGUGCGUACUCAUUUGCAAGUGGAACCAGCACUAAAAUGAUGGGCUGUUGAUGGAGAGCGUUUCGAAUGUCAGCCGGGACAGUGGUCAUCGCUGGUGGAAUUCUGGCUGCCGUCAUCUUACUCACCAUUGUGGCCGUGCUGUGUUUAUGUAGAUUGCAGUAUUACUGCUGUAAGAGGGAGGAGUCCGCGAAGGGGGAGGAGGAGGAACCGGAGCUGUCCACCAUGUCGCCUUCGCACCCCCUGGCUCUGUCGGCGCCCCCGACGCCACCCACCCCGGAGCGUUACGGCGACGAACCCGAGACGUACCCGCCCACCUUCCUGACCGAGGCCAACGGGCCCGUUAGCUUCACGCCGCCGCCGCCUCUGCGCCGCUGCCAGCGGGCGCACGGCUUCUGCCCGGCGUGCGCCCGCUGCACGCUGCCCUUCUACCUGCACCACCCGGAGCGGCUCUGCAACGGAGGGCGAGGGCUCGCCGGCUACCGCGGCGUGCACCAGGACCCGGAGACGCCCGUUGCAGACCUGGCCGGCUUCUACCGCAAGCUGGACCUCAUCCGCUCAAUGGCCACGCGGGAGGCGGUCACGCGCAGCGUCAGCACCGACGUGUAGGGGCCUGGGGGCCGCAAACCACACACUGAGGGCUUUUCGAGGAGGGCCAGGCUGGGACAUCAUUCAGGAUUACCUCUCACACGUGUGUAAAGUUCUCAGCUCUCAACCACUGAAAUGCUCUCAUGUUAAUACUGGCACGCAGAGUGUUCAGAGUGUUUCACAGUAUGUGUGAGAGGUCACCCUAAAUUUUGUCCCUGACGGCCUCUCACACUUUUCCAUGCCGCCCACGCCAGAUGCCAGUCGACCGGCGGCUGACUUGGAACAAACUGUCAAUUCCUCAAAGCUUGAUUAACAUCCCGGCUUGUUACAAGGAGCCUCGUUCACCUUUGAACCCUCCUCCGAUGUUCAUUUCUUCGCAACGCUGUUGACGGGUCAGUAUGACCCGCUGUAUGUUUCGUUGUUAGAAAUAACGGCAUGCAAAUCAACUGACAAAAAAAACGGAGGGUGAGAUGAUGAGAAAAAAUCAGGCAAGUGAAACAAAUUGAAUGCCAACCGUUGAAAAAAAGUUAGUUCGGCGUAGCAAUACGUGCAAAUGCCCGCCGACGCCACACAACUCGGACACCAUGACUGCGAAAUAAUUGUACGCAUUUUUCGCACUUGUUUUUCCAUUUCAGGAGCACAAAAGUAAAUGCCAAUGCGAGCACAUCAUUGACAAUCUACCAAGUUGAGGCAUCCAGAGACAAUGAAAUAAAGCUGAAAUUAGCCCCGCCCACCACAAAAACAUUUUGGAUUGAUGUUUUGAUCAAUAGUUGAUGAUACCUGACACUCGUUGCUUCUUCAGCACGUUGCCAUGUUACGCGGUGUUACACACUGUCACCCACACAGUGACGCACUUUUGGUCACUUUUGAUUUUCGAGUGAAGUACAGCCUAAAGAGUUGUAUCGCGAGACAUUGUACAUGUAACAAUACUGUCACACGCUUUGUAACACGCACUCGCUUAUCUUGUAAGACACUGUCAGCCAAACUGUAACCGAGACGGCAAAAUAAAUUGUAACGUACGCUGUAACACACUCACUUCA
Hippocampus comes (tiger tail seahorse) is the source of this 2818-nucleotide messenger RNA. RefSeq names its product family with sequence similarity 163 member B (gene fam163b). The record is from RefSeq and is a predicted model, not a curated record. The transcript is spliced from 3 exons. Lineage: Eukaryota; Metazoa; Chordata; Actinopteri; Syngnathiformes; Syngnathidae. The coding region runs from base 1260 to 1799 and encodes 179 amino acids.